CCUCCAUCCACUCCCAUCCGUCUGUUUCCCGCUCAAUUCAUGCCGCUCGCCUCGCGGUGAUACCCCCCUCUUCCUCUCCUCUUUCUUUCACUUCCCUUAAUUAUCAAUCCCAACUUCCCCCCCCUCUCGCCCGCCAUGUUUCGCUCCGCACCUCGAGCUAUCCUCCGCGCACCGGCCGUCGCAGUCCGUGGCCCGGCUACCAGACGAUUGAUAAGCACCAACACACCCGCCGACUCCAAGCCGAGGAGUUGGAAGAACACCGCUGCCCGCUUGGGUCUGGCCAUUGGCGCCGUCUACUACUACAACACGAGCCCCUACUUCGCUCAAACCCCGUCCUUCUCUCUUCUCUCCCAAUCCAAGUCCGACUCCGUCGAAGCCGAAUCCUCCCUCACCAUCGACUCCAUCAAGCCCAAGAUCCGCGAACAGAAGAAGUCCUCGGCUCCUGCUCCUGCUCCCACUCCUGCUCCUGCUGCCCCCGAAGCCCCUCAAGAUGAUGCGCAACAACCCUCCCCCGAAGCCGCUACGCUGAAGUCCCCCGAGGAGCUCGAGGCCGAGGCCGGCCAGGAAGGCGCCUUCAACCCCGAGACCGGCGAGAUUAACUGGGACUGCCCUUGCCUGGGCGGUAUGGCCCACGGACCUUGCGGUGAGGAGUUCAAGGCUGCUUUUAGCUGCUUCGUGUACUCCUCUGAGGAGCCUAAGGGUAUUGACUGCAUUGAGAAGUUCAAGGGCAUGCAAGACUGCUUCAGACUACACCCCGACGUGUACGGCGCUGAGCUCGAAGAUGACGAGGAGGCUGCUCCCGCUGCUGCCGUCCCCGAGGCCGGUGACGAGCAGCCCGUGACGGCCGCUCAGAUCGACGCCGCCUCCCACCCCGAGGAGAAGCGCGUCCAUGCACAGGAGAUCAACGCCCAGACGAAACAGGAACUCGCCGAGAAGGGCGAGCUGGCUGAGGCGGAGACCUUGGUGCCCAAGGCGGCUCACGAUGCUGUUCCCGAGACGGAGAAAUAAGCAAUGAAUAUACCAUAUCAGACAGGAUGGAAUUGGAAAGAUGCAGCAUUGGAAUAU
Aspergillus welwitschiae is the source of this 1065-nucleotide messenger RNA. Its product is annotated as coiled-coil-helix-coiled-coil-helix domain-containing protein. Gene Ontology annotation, molecular function: protein-disulfide reductase activity. The coding region runs from base 136 to 1008 and encodes 290 amino acids. NCBI's taxonomy places the organism in Eukaryota, Fungi, Ascomycota, Eurotiomycetes, Eurotiales, Aspergillaceae. Gene Ontology annotation, biological process: protein import into mitochondrial intermembrane space. Gene Ontology annotation, cellular component: mitochondrial intermembrane space. The record is from RefSeq and is a predicted model, not a curated record. The transcript has 3 exons.